AUGGAGAACGUACCGAUCGCAGAGCUUGCACCGACGAUACCGGCGUCAGAUGCGAAAGCCGUCAAAGCCAUUGUGACGCUGAUAUGGCCCUACUCAUCCUCCACGAGAAGCUGCGCGGUCCUACUGGCCGAGCAUGACUUCCGAUUACGCCAAAGGAAAGGCCAGGUUAGGGUGCGAUUUAGCGGGCGGAGUGCGAGAGCUGUCGCCGAGUCGGGGAUCGGAAUCGGAGACGAGGUUACGCUGGGUCUCUCGGGUGCAAAAUGGCUAGCAGAUGCUGGAGAGGUCAAGACACCAGGACGAAGCGUGGAUUGGGAGCUUUUGUACGGAUGCAAGCUGGCGCUGCAGGUCGUUCGGGAUGGGCAACAAAUUGCCAAUCUGAGCGUAGACGAACCUGAGCCAAUACCUGUGUUCGAGAAUCCAUCCCAAAUGCCGGCUUCUGCUAUCCCGGCCGUCGACCGCGUUAAUGGCGGCGGCACCCUAUCAUCUUGGGCUUCUCCAGCUUUUCUGAAGCGAGUACGUCUCUCAUCAGGUCCAAUACUUGAUACUCCAUACGAUCACUACGCCGAACCUGGCGGGGACACCAAGGGACAGGGCAGGAAGAGAAGACGAAAGUCAUGGAAGGAUGUGGGGAUUUGGAAAUACGCGGCAAGAACUCCCUCGCCGGAGAAGACCGACAUUGAUGAGAUGUCAGCGGAAGAGGAGGUUGAAGAAUCUGCGCAGGAAGAGGAGACUAGGGGUUCUAAAGCAGCUGCACAGCUCCCACAAAUUCCGUUGUUGGCGGAACAGAUUUCGGAGGACCAGUUCGAGCGCGAGGCGGAUAUAACCGCAGUCACACCGUCGGACAGCGAUGGGGCACACCAGAUACAGCUUGGCAUGGAGAUUGCGGGUGAUGCCACGGAGCUGAACACUGAGUCUAAUCCGCUGUCAGUUGAAGCAGCGGCAGUAGAACGCCACAUUGACGUCGUGGACUCUGAGAUGCCGCCCACGGUUCCAUGGAGCGACGACAUUCACGCCAGUGCAGAAAGCCUGACUAGGGCAACACCACCUCCUAUGCCGGACGCGCAGCUCGAUGCUGAGGACGACGGAGGAGACACAGAAGUUGACUCCGAGAUGUAUGACGUUCAACAAUCCGAGGACGAAGAUAUGACAGGAGACUCGGGCCUUAGCGGUUCCCAUGAAGACCUGGGGCAAUACUAUUCUAAUAUGGAUGAGUCGGAAUCGAGCGAAGAUGAGUUCGGCGUAGAGGAAGAGUAUGACGAACCUGAGGUGGAGAGCGAAAGAGAACUGCCAGCCCUUCAACGUCAACCGGAGGUUAUCGUCUUGAGUGAUACAGACGAGGAUCAAGAGAAAGAGGGUGUUGACGAUAACUCAAAGGCCGAGCAGGAAGUCAAUGUGGCACAUGAGGAAUCUGAAUCGGAUCGGGAGGGUAUUACGCACCAGGACCAUCAGCCUGUUAUUGCCGUUGAGGGAGUGACGGCCGUUAUGAAAGAUCCAGUCACAGUGAUGCCUCCACCUAUACUCCCCUUAUUGCAGACCAAUGUGGCCAGUGGAUCUUCGGACAUACAAAUACCUAGCGGUACACUGGAUGCACCUCGAACGCCGAUCCUGCAUCCACUGACGUCGUCCACUCUACCGCUGCCGUCUCCAUUUCCUGGGGAGUCUGAUUCCUCAGUCUCUUCUUACAUGAACCACCGCGCCAUUGCGUUCCCUAGCGUUUCAAGAGAUGCCGCGGAAAUAGGGUUAGAAGCAAUAGCGCAGCCACUGGAUUCAAGAAACGUCGGGGAGAUUGGGAAUGACCAAGUACAACAGGAUGACGACUUACACACUGGGGAUGCAUCUCCUCAGACGCGCUUCUCUCAGGCCUAUCCCUUCGGCCUUGAUGGCACGACACCCUCGCGAGAGAUAUCAAGCAUGUCUAGCCAAGGUAUGCUGGAAAAGGUGGGCAUUGUUCGCGACGAAGAAGCAGCGAGCACUCUAGGAGCGUCUCAGCGGGACGAACCCCCUCAAACGCUUCUCGAAGGGCCGAUUGAGGAGCGCUUUGAUAGAGAGCGUAAGUACCUCGCAAGUGGAGAGACUAUGGAUGUUGCUGCAGGAACCGAGGUGCAAGAGACUCCUCCUAAGCUGUUCGAGAGAGCUAGCGAGGAGCAGUCUAUUGGAGUCGAUCUGCAACCUGUACAACGUGGCACGUCUGCUCAGAGUAUGGAAGAGCUUAGUGUCAUGCCUGAAGCAACCGUCAUCGAACUGUCCUCUGGAGAGGACUCCGAUACGGGCCCUGAAGGCGAGGCAGAGGAAGAUGACUUUCCAUCUGGUCAAUCUGAAUUAGACGACCCUCGCUAUGUCUAUGAAGUUCUUGAGGAUGACACAGAAGAGGACAGCGAAGAAGAAGACGUCGAAGAUCAGGUUAGUGAAGAGCAGGACAGCUCUGUGUCUGUGGAUGAGGGAGACACUGCGCCUCAAAGUCCAACUUAUGAUUCGAUGAACAUGAAAGCGGAGCCGUACUGGGUGCCGCCGGCGUCCAGGAUUUGGGAGCCUAGUACAUUGUCCAGGGUGUACAGUCCAAUCCGGAAUGACGAGGAAAGCGCCUCCAACGCGUCUCCUAGUCAAUCAUCGGAGAGUGAAGGCGAAACACAACCGCCGGUCGACGACCCGCCGUCGUUCUUAGGAUCCAGCCCGCCAUCUCCACAACGCCAGCGUAAAACAUCUACUCAGGACCCCCCCGAUGGACAACUUCUGGCAAGCGCGUCAGCUCAAGAUGCGCUACAAGAGACUCUACCAGAGCAGGCGACACAACAAACAGUCAUCUCACGAACUACAGAGAUCAUUGACCUUGGCAGUGGCAGCGAAGAUGGUGAACCCGUCGACGACGUGGAUGACGGUGCUUUUAUGGAGACAGACCAUCCCCAUGUAACAGAAGGCGACGCUCUUUUGAGAAUAGAACACUGGGACGUGCAGAAUGAUGAUGCGCGUAAGAAAAUCAAACAUCCGGUCAAAGAUAUCCACCUGGAAGUUGUUUAUCCUGCCGCAGCAGCCUCUGAAGCCGGCACUUCUGACUUCUAUCCGCUCACGUCUUCGUCGCCCUUGCGGCCAAAUUUGAUACCGGAAGUAUUGGAUCUGUCCGGCGUCGAGCCUGACUACAUGUCGUUCAGACCGACUCCCCGCAGCAGUCAGAUCCCGCUAAGUCAACUUGCUCCGAGCUUCACACAGUCUUCGCAUCUCAGACGGGUAAUCAUCAGAGACUCUGAGGAAGGGAGUGUGGAUUCUCGACGAUCCCUAUCGACGGAACCAGAGAGAGCAAUGGGACACGAUAUCUCCAUGGAAGACGGCGAAUUCCUGGACGAGUCGCAGCAGACCGAGCUAGUAUAUCCUGCCUUGCCGAAUACCAUACCAGAAACAAUUCCCGACAUCACAGCAUCGCAAAUAGUUGAGCCCGUAGAAGAUGCCACCACAGGGCUUGAUGGAAGGAGCGACGAGACAAUCCGGCAAAAGCAGCCUGCGGAAACCGCCCAUGAGGAUAUGUCAGUGGAACAAGACACUCCGCGACGCGCUCUUGCUCGGUUAGUGCGGUAUACCGGAUAUGAACCACGAGGACCAACUCCCUCACCCAUCACGUCAUUCGUGACUGAGAAGAAGACAGCUUCACCUGAACACGUACUUUCAGACGUCAUUCUCGCUGAGCCGUUGCAGACCGAGCUAUCGCAGGCCGAAGAAAGCCAGACUCAGCCCGCUUCAUACCUUGGGCACCGGCAUGAGAAUUCGCUGUACAAUCGCUCGUCUUAUCUUCAUAGCAACCUCUUGACUCCUGAUCCCAGCCAGCAGCUUCCAGAAGUCUCCCCCGCAUCGCCACAGCAAACAUUGGAUGAAAGUACUCUGCCAGCAACGCCCCAGCUUACUCAAAAGACUUCCGCAUUGUCAUUCAGCGAGGUUACGGAUCCCUUCAAGGUCGCAACACCGCCUGACAAACUAAAGCUCCAAGAAGCUGCCGUCCGCUUCUCAUUCGGUGGCCCUCCUACCAUCAGGCCACAAACGAAUCAGCAGCCGCACCCCAGCACGAGGGGUGAACCUCCCAGUUCCCCACCGCCGACCCAAGAAGAAGUUUCCAGCCAGUUCGCAUACACCUCAGGCUUGCACAAAGCUCCCGAACGGCCUACUAGCGCCUCCUACUCUAACGAGAUGCGACAGUCAGCCCCACCCUCAACCACCAGACCAAUUUCUCCGCCAUCGUAUAUCCGCCCACGCACCCACGGCCUUAGGACGAAACAGUCGUACUACACGCCCCUCGCCAGUCUGAGCAGCUCGCUGAACUACCCACCCUCAUCACAGGAUGCAGGUGUUGAUGUGCUCGCUCUCGUCAUCCGCGACACAUCGGCGCCGAAGCGCGCGGAGAGCGGCCCGAAGGACUGGCAAACUGUCCUCAGCAUCACGGAUCCGUCUCUCUUCAUUUGGAAGGCGGAGGAGGGCGGGAGCGGCGAGGUCGCGGAAAGGCAAGCAGCAACAGCAUCACCUACGAGGCGGAUCCAAGUUCAGAUCUUCCGCCCCUGGAAAUCCGCCCUGCCGCAAGCAGAAAAAGGCGAUGUGGUCCUGCUCCGCAACUUUGCUGUUAGGAGCCGCAAGGGCAAGGUCUUCUUGAUGAGCGGAGAGGCUUCUGCAUGGGUGGUGUGGCGGUUUGGUGCGAGGAGACCGGCUGAGGCGGCGCCACCGGGUGUUGCGUCGAAGUACGCGUGGACGAGGAAGGAGAGCGCUGAGAAGAGACUCGGGACGGAGGAAUGUAAGGGGCCGCCUGUUGAGGUUGGGGAUGAGGAGAGGGAUGAGGUGCAGCGGUUGAGGGAGUGGUGGAAGAGGGUUGAGGCGAUGCGGGUUGGACAGGCUGGGGGUGCCGAUGGGGAGGAGAGCCAGGGCGUCUAA
Messenger RNA from Coniosporium apollinis CBS 100218, 4902 nucleotides. RefSeq lists its product as uncharacterized. The record is from RefSeq and is a predicted model, not a curated record. NCBI's taxonomy places the organism in Eukaryota, Fungi, Ascomycota, Dothideomycetes. Gene Ontology annotation, biological process: telomere maintenance. The transcript is spliced from 2 exons. Gene Ontology annotation, cellular component: chromosome, telomeric region. Gene Ontology annotation, molecular function: DNA binding. The coding region runs from base 1 to 4902 and encodes 1633 amino acids.